AUGCACAACCUCUACUUCCUCGUCCUCCCCAUCCUCAUAAUCACCCUCUUCUUCCAUAUACCCCCCGCUAACGCCUUCCCACAUGUACAGGGAAAUAGCAAACGCAACGCCCUCACCUGCGGCCUAACCGCCGCAGACAUCGCCUUCAAAUCCGCCGCCGAAAUCCCCAACGUCCAAACGACACUAUCCACCUGGGCCGAGUCCGCCCGCGCAGAUCCCUCUCUACUUCCUUAUGUCCUGGCAAACCAUAAGCCAAACGGCUGCAUCAAACCCUUCAUCACUUAUGGUACGGUGACACUCGGUAUGUGUGUAGGUGAUCACGGAGGAGGCCAUGCUGGUAUUGUCUGGGAGGUCGACGAAAUCGUGGAUGCUGUGAAUAGGAUGAUUGAGGCGUGUCAGAUGGCGGGGCAAGUGAGGGUGAAGGGGAUGGCAGAGAUUGGAGGGACUAGGGGAGGUGUGUGGAUUGGGUACAGGGAUGUGGGGAGGGGGUGA
Molecule: messenger RNA, 492 nt
Organism: Morchella importuna
Lineage: Eukaryota; Fungi; Ascomycota; Pezizomycetes; Pezizales; Morchellaceae
Exons: 1
Coding region: 1-492 (163 amino acids)
Source: RefSeq, a predicted model, not a curated record